AUGAGAUUGGUCUUUGUUGCUUUUCUAUCUCUUUGUGCUCUUACUCUGAGGCUGCAAUGCGCCACAGUGAAUGAACCAAGAAAGGAUAAUCAUGUAAUUCGUCGCGAGAAAAGAACACCUCAGUACGGCCCACCACCUCUUCCACCUGGUUGUCCGCCACCUCCACCACCUCCACCGCCUGGAUGUCCUCCACCGCCGCCACCUCCACCGCCUGGAUGUCCACCACCACCAUAUCCCCGUCCAUAUUAUUGUCCACCACCACCACCCUUUCCUCCACCUGGUUGUCCGCCACCUCCACCACCACCUCCACCUGGAUGUCCACCUUUCCCACCUCCCCCACCACCACCACCCCCACCACCACCACCGCCACCCCCUCCUCCUCCACCGUAUUACUACUACAACUGA
This is a messenger RNA of Necator americanus (New World hookworm), 405 nucleotides long. RefSeq lists its product as uncharacterized. The transcript is spliced from 2 exons. Bases 1 to 405 code for a protein of 134 amino acids. The record is from RefSeq and is a predicted model, not a curated record. NCBI's taxonomy places the organism in Eukaryota, Metazoa, Nematoda, Chromadorea, Rhabditida, Ancylostomatidae.